AUGUACUGGAAGCAUGAGAACGCCGCCCCGGCGCUGCCCGAGGGCUGCCGGUUGCCGGCCGAGGGCGGCCCCGCCGCCGACCAGGUGAUGGCCCAGCCAGGGUCCGGCUGCAAAGCGACCACCCGCUGCCUUGAAGGGACCGCGCCACCCGCCAUGGCUCAGUCGGACUCUGAGGCCCUGGCCGGCGCUCUGGACAAGGACGAGGGCCGGGCCUCUCCCUGUACGCCCAGCACGCCUUCCGUCUGCUCACCUCCCUCUGCCGCCUCCUCCGUGCCGUCCGCCGGCAAGAACAUAUGCUCCAGCUGUGGCCUGGAGAUCCUGGACCGCUAUCUGCUCAAGGUCAACAACCUCAUCUGGCACGUGCGCUGCCUCGAGUGCUCCGUGUGUCGCACGUCGCUGAGGCAGCAGAACAGCUGCUACAUCAAGAACAAGGAAAUCUUCUGCAAGAUGGACUACUUCAGCCGAUUUGGGACCAAGUGCGCUCGGUGCGGCCGACAGAUCUACGCCAGCGACUGGGUCCGGCGGGCGCGCGGCAAUGCCUACCACCUGGCCUGUUUCGCCUGCUUCUCGUGCAAGCGCCAGCUAUCCACAGGCGAGGAGUUUGGCCUGGUCGAGGAGAAGGUGCUCUGCCGUAUUCACUACGACACCAUGAUCGAGAACCUCAAGAGGGCCGCGGAGAACGGGAACGGCCUCACGCUGGAGGGGGCAGUGCCCUCCGAACAGGACAGUCAGCCCAAGCCAGCUAAGCGCGCCCGGACGUCGUUCACCGCCGAGCAGUUGCAGGUUAUGCAGGCGCAGUUCGCGCAGGACAACAACCCCGACGCGCAGACGCUGCAGAAGCUUGCGGACAUGACGGGCCUCAGCCGAAGGGUCAUCCAGGUGUGGUUUCAAAACUGCCGAGCGCGUCAUAAAAAGCAUACACCGCAGCAUCCCGUGCCGCCCUCCGGGGCGCCGCCGUCCCGCCUCCCCUCCGCCCUGUCCGACGACAUCCACUACUCCCCGUUCAGCAGCCCCGAGCGGGCCCGCAUGGUCACCCUGCACGGCUACAUCGAGAGUCAGGUACAGUGUGGGCAGGUGCACUGCCGGCUGCCUUACACCGCGCCCCCAGUCCACCUCAAAGCCGAUAUGGAUGGACCACUCUCCAACCGGGGGGAGAAGGUCAUCCUUUUUCAGUACUGACACUGCCGGCACUUCCGCAUCUGUCCAUGGGCGACCUGCAGCUGUCCCUUAGCCGCUGAAACUUGGAGUCUGAGCCGCUGCCAGGGAUCACCCGCUCCGCAUCCACCCCUCAUCUGCCAUCCUGCCCGCCGCCAGCUGGGCCCCUGGGCCUGGCCUCCCUGUCUCCUGCUGAGAACCAGAACCCACCAGGAGCACUGCGGAGCCCUCCUCCAGGAAAGCAGAGCUCCCUGAUACUUGGAGCCAGGGUGAAAACAGCCUGUGUUUCCCAUUUAGACAGGAGUCGUCCUCUUCAACUUAAGCUGAUCACAAUAGCAAAAGGCCGAAUUGAAUUGCGUGACGCCAACAGCCUUCCAAUUUACAGGUUUUCUUUCCUCCCGUGUUGGCCUUUGCUACUUCCUUGGAACCAUCUCCAAAUUCUGAAUAGUCAACAACCCCCAGUGUUAUCCGCUCUUGCUUUUGUCUGGAAGAUUCUACAGUGUUUGUGGGAUGUCCCCAAAGGAAAGCUAUGUUCUAAUUUUAUCAUUUCCAUCUGUCUGGUUAUGUCAAGUUAAUUCAGAGAGAGAAGAGACACUGACCAACCCUGAGAGGCCCAACAGGGCAAAGAUGGAGGCCUGCCCAGACCAAGAGGCAGUGGGAUAGGCAGGGGCUGGGGUGGGGGUGGACAAAGACCUCCAUUAGUUU
Messenger RNA from Budorcas taxicolor (takin), 1860 nucleotides. RefSeq names its product LIM homeobox 6 (gene LHX6). Lineage: Eukaryota; Metazoa; Chordata; Mammalia; Artiodactyla; Bovidae. Gene Ontology annotation, cellular component: nucleus. Gene Ontology annotation, molecular function: RNA polymerase II transcription regulatory region sequence-specific DNA binding; DNA-binding transcription factor activity, RNA polymerase II-specific. The record is from RefSeq and is a predicted model, not a curated record. The transcript is spliced from 10 exons. Gene Ontology annotation, biological process: regulation of transcription by RNA polymerase II; neuron differentiation; forebrain neuron development. The coding region runs from base 1 to 1179 and encodes 392 amino acids.